Diaporthe amygdali is the source of this 519-nucleotide messenger RNA. RefSeq lists its product as uncharacterized. The coding region runs from base 1 to 519 and encodes 172 amino acids. The transcript is spliced from 2 exons. Lineage: Eukaryota; Fungi; Ascomycota; Sordariomycetes; Diaporthales; Diaporthaceae. The record is from RefSeq and is a predicted model, not a curated record.
AUGACUUUCCUUUUCCAAUACUAUAGAAUCCUUGGCAUGCUUCUGCCCCGCCAUCUCUACACGUUCAUCGUCGUCGGCGUCGGCGCCUGGUCCAUGGCGAUGAUCCUACAGUGCUUCUUCCUCUGCCAACCCCUCGCCGGCUUCUGGGACAAAACCUUACCAGGGGUCAAAUGCCUGCCUGAAUUAUCUACCUGGUUGGGCGGCGCCAUUGGCAACAUUCUGACGGACUUGCUGGUCUUCGCAUUACCCAUCCCGAUGCUGAGCAAGCUGAAUCUACCCGGCGCGCAAAAGGUUAUGCUGCUAGGGGUGUUCAGCCUGGGAUUUCUGUGCAUAGCGCUAAGUGUGGUCAGGAUCAAAUACCUCAGGUUGAAUCAAGACGAUGUCAGCUGGUCCAACUCAGCGGGAAUGGUGGUGGCUUUGGACGAGGAGAGGACUGACUGGCAUCGAAAGAAGCAGUGGUCAUGGAAGUGGACAAGGAUCCAGCGCACCUACGACAUCGUAGCUCAUCAUAUGAAUUAA